CUUUCCUUUUACUAACCGCUUCACCUCCAGCUCAUUGCCCUUCCGAGAAGGAGAAGGCUUAACAAACCCAGUUUUCCUUCCUCCAUCAAACCCUAACCCUGAUAGAAAUCCGGGACCUCUUCUCAUGGCGAAACCCAGUUCAGACCACGAUUCAGACCCAAACAUACGCCUCUACAAUCCCUACCAAAACUACGACGUCCCAAUCAACGCUCCCUAUCUUUACAAGCUCCCCACAUCACCGGAGUUCCUCUUUACCGAAGAAUCUCUCCACCAACGUCGAUCUUGGGGCGAGAAUCUUACCUUCUACACUGGUUCUGCUUACCUUGCUGGUUCUAUCUCUGGUGCGGCUGUCGGAUUCUACUCAGCUAUGAAGAACUUCGAGCAAGGCGACACUCUCAAGCUCAAAAUCAACCGUAUAUUGAACUCUUCCGGACAGUCGGGUCGGGCAUGGGGAAACCGGAUCGGGGUGAUCGGUCUCAUUUACGCAGGGAUUGAGAGCGGCGUGGUGGCUGCCACCGAUAGGGACGAUGAGUGGAGCAGUGUGGCGGCGGGGCUCGGCACGGGAGCCUUGUAUAGGGCUGCCAGAGGGGUGAGGUCGGCAGCGGUGGCUGGAGCGCUAGGAGGGAUCGCUGCAGGCGCGGUCGUAGCUGGGAAGCAGGCUUUUAGGAGAUACAUGCCGAUAUGAAGAGGGGAGAAAGACAUUGUGAGUUACUUUGAGUUGAACGUACAUUUUCAUUUUUAUUCUAUUAAAAUUUUGAUAGGGAAAGGAUUGUAUGGGCGUUAUCACGGACUAAGAUCGUCUUGGGAUGAUAGGUUUUGGUGUAAUUUGUCAUAUGAUAGAUGGUUGAAUAUCACGGAUUAAUAAGCUUGUAACUUUUUCAAUCAAUCCAAUAUUUGUCGAUCGGUAUUCGAUCAAUGAUUUUGCA
Carica papaya (papaya) is the source of this 926-nucleotide messenger RNA. Its product is annotated as mitochondrial import inner membrane translocase subunit TIM23-1-like. Gene Ontology annotation, biological process: protein import into mitochondrial matrix. Gene Ontology annotation, cellular component: TIM23 mitochondrial import inner membrane translocase complex. Gene Ontology annotation, molecular function: transmembrane protein transporter activity. The record is from RefSeq and is a predicted model, not a curated record. Lineage: Eukaryota; Viridiplantae; Streptophyta; Magnoliopsida; Brassicales; Caricaceae.